AUGGAGGAGGCCAAAUCAACGGAUGGUGUGUAUGCACGGGCACUGUCAGCCAGUGUUAAGAGUGAGUGUCCAGCAAGGAGAAUUAGCAUGAGCCCAGUACUUCUGUGACAUACUGCCUCUCCCAUAAGCCUGUCAUGAUGCAGAUCACACACACACACACACACACAAACACACACACACAGAAAGACUACCUCAAUCUCACACACUCAUCCCCCAACACACAUCAAAUUAAAUAAAAUUGUAUUUGUUACAUGCGCCGAAUACAACAGGUGUAGACCUUACAGUGAAAUCAUGACUUACACGCCCUUAACCAACAACGCAGUUUUAAGAAAAAUAAGUGUUAAGUAAAAAAUUGAUAACUAAAAAAUAAUUAGAGCAGCAGUAAAAUAACAGUAGGGAGGUUAUAUACAGGGGGUACCGGUACAGAGUCAAUGUGCGGGGACACAGGUUAGUCGAGGUAAUUGAGGUAAUAUGUACAUGUAGGUAGAGUUAAAGUGACUAUGCAUAUAUAAUAAACAGAGAGUAUCAGCAGCAAAUAGUCUGGGUAGCCAUUUGAUUAGCUGUUCAGGAAUCUUAUGGCUUGGGGGUAGAAGCUGUUAAGAAGCCUUUUGGACCUAAAUUUGGUGCUCCGUUACUGCUUGCCGUGCGGUAGCAGAGAGAACAGUCUAUGACUAGGGUGGCUGGAGUCUUUGACAAUUCUUAGGGCCUUCCUCUGACACUGCCUGGUAUAGAGGUCCUGGAUGCCAGGAAGCUUGGCCUCGGUGAUGUACUGGGCCGUACGCACUAACCUCUGUAGUGCCUUGGGUCGGAGGCCGAGCAGUUGCCAUUCCAGGCAGUGAUGCAUCAGUCAGGAUGCUCUCGAUGGUGCAGCUGUAUAACUUUUUGAGGAUCUGAGGACCCAUGCCAAAUCUUUUCAGUCUCCUGAGGGGGAAUAGGCUUUGUCGUGCCCUCUUCACGACUGUCUUGGUGUGUUUGGACCAUGAUAGUUUGUUGGUGAUGUGGACACCAAGGAACUUGAAGCUCUCAACCUGCUCCACUACAGCCCCGUCGAUGAGAAUGGGGGCGUGCUCGGUCCUCUUUUUCCUGCAGUCCACAAUCAUCUCCUUUGUCUUGAUCACGUUGAGGGAGAGGUUGUUAUCUUGGCACCACACGGCCAAGUCUCUGACCUCCUUCCAAUAGGCUGUCUCAUCGUUGUCGGUGAUCAGGCCUACCACUGUUGGGUCGUCGGCAAACUUAAUGAUGGUGUUGGAGUCGUGCCUGGCCAUGAAGUCAUGGGUGAGCAGGGAGUUCAGGAGGGGACUGAGCACGCACCCCUGAUGGGCCCCCGUGUUGAGGAUCAGCAUGGCAGAUGUGUUGUUACCUACCCUUACCACCUGGGGGCGGCCCGUCAGGAAGUCCAGGAUCCAGUUGCAGAGGGAGGUGUUUAGUCCCAGGGACCUUAGCUUAGUGAUGAACUUUGAGGGCACUAUGGUGUUGAACGCUGUGCUGUAGUCAAUGAAUAGCAUUCUCACGUAGGUGUUCCUUUUGUCCAGGUGGGAAAGGGCAGUGUAGAGUGCAAUAGAUAUUGCAUCAUCUGUGGAUCUGUUGGGGCGCUAAGAAGCUAAGAAUCAAAGAGCAACUGAAGUACUCUACUCCAAACCAUGUUCAAACCAAUUUUUCUCAAUGAGAUGAUUAAUCCCCACUUGGAAUCCUGGAAUCCUGUUAGAUAGGACCUUUAACGUCGCUGUGGCUGUCCCAUAUUGAACCAAAUUAUAGUGCCAGUGCACCACAGAUUAUAGUAAACUCCCAUGUGGACCUCUUCAACAUCAUGCAAGGCAAGCCACACGGUGACCACACAGCAAGGCAAGCCACAAGGUGACGCACCCUAAAUGGGAUCAGGAGGGUAAGGUCUGAUUUCUGUGUCUAGAAAGGCACUGAUUUAGGUUAAAUCCAUUGAUUUCAGUUUUUAUAAAAUAAUACUCAGAGCUUUUUAAUGUUUGGUGUCCAUAUUAGGACACUCUAUUCUCCACAGCAAUACUGUAAUUCUGUGUUAACUUGCUCGGCGAAUACCAGUCUCCUGUCAUAGGACUUGGCUGUGUUGUCUUAUUGUUAAAUGUUUUCUGAUUGGCCAAGGCCUUUGCUCUGGUGCCAGGGGGAGAUAUUUUGGGCCCUCUGAUUGGCUGCGAUACCUCAAGGAAGCUCUGUGCAUCCAAUAGCAGUGUUACCUCCAGGAUCCAGCAGCUUGGGGCUAGAGAGGCAGGGGAGAUUAGAAGAUUCUGGAGCAUAGUAGUGCAGCGCUGUAGCAGCAGUACAACAUGGCUGGCCUAUAUAUAGGCCUGGCACUGCCUGCAUCCUGAGACUGACAGCACAGCACAGCACAGAGAGGAUCCAGGUUAGAAGAGUGUAGUGGUGUAGUGGUGUAGCAGCAGUACAACAUGGCUGGCCUAUAUAUAGGCCUGGCACUGCCUGCAUCCUGAGACUCACAGCACAGCACAGCACAGCACAGAGAGGAUCCAGGUUAGAAGAGUGUAGUGGUGUAGUGGUGUAGCAGCAGUAUAGCACAGCAUGGCUGGCCUAUAUAUAGGCCUGGCACUGCCUGCAUCCUGAGACUCACAGCACAGCACAGCACAGAGAGGAUCCAGGUUAGAAGAGUGUAGUGGUGUAGUGGUGUAGCAGCAGUACAACAUGGCUGGCCUAUAUAUAGGCCUGGCACUGCCUGCAUCCUGAGACUGACAGCACAGCACAGCACAGAGAGGAUCCAGGUUAGAAGAGUGUAGUGGUGUAGUGGUGUAGCAGCAGUAUAGCACAACAUGGCUGGCCUAUAUAUAGGCCUGGCACUGCCUGCAUCCUGAGACUGACAGCACAGCACAGCACAUAUAGGAUCCAGGUUAGAAGAGUGUAGUGGUGUAGUGGUGUAGCAGCAGUAUAGCACAGCAUGGCUGGCCUAUAUAUAGGCCUGGCACUGCCUGCAUCCUGAGACUCACAGCACAGCACAAUGAGGAUCCAGGUUAGAAGAGUGUAGUGGUGUAGUGGUGUAGCAGCAGUACAACAUGGCUGGCCUAUAUAUAGGCCUGGCACUGCCUGCAUCCUGAGACUGACAGCACAGCACAGAGAGGAUCCAGGUUAGAAGAGUGUAGUGGUGUAGUGGUGUAGCAGCAGUAUAGCACAGCAUGGCUGGCCUAUAUAUAGGCCUGGCACUGCCUGCAUCCUGAGACUCACAGCACAGCACAGAGAGUAGCGGGAAAACAACAUGCAAACAGGAAUAGGAACAAACACAUGGCACGGAUGAUAGUCGAGAGUCGUAGUGUUUACCCACAUGGAAAAGAUGCAUAAAAAAUCCUAUAAGAUUCUUACAUUAAAUUCUCAUAUGGCAGACACAUAUAUGAUUCAUGAUAGAUUAUUGUAAUAUCUGACUUAUAAGACAAAUGGCAGAACAUACACAUUUGCUAUUUAAGCUUCAUAAAUAAUUUUCAUAUGAGCACACACACACACGUACACAUGUAUGCACAUACAAACAAACACACACACACACACACUAUAAAACAUUUGUAGUUGAGUCAACUUAAAAAAUCAAGGCAACUAGCUGCAAUAUUUCAUGUCCUUUCAACUUAAAGAUGAAAGGAUAUUAUCAGCUGAACUAUACAUUUUAAGUUGGAUGUACAAUAUGGAAAUCAUUUUGUUAUUGACAGAUGGCUGCUAUAUUUAUUUUUAUUUUGGUUGAGACAGGUUGGUUUGGGUUGAGAGGGACUGACCCAGAUUCUUCCGGAUCCCCACCUCAAGUGUAGCUUCUUAAAGUAAUACCUCAAUAAAUGUUAAUCUUCAGUUCUGUUACAAAUGUCUCAAAUUAUCUAUGUAAAUUCAGAGAGUGACUGCUAAAAAGUAUUGAAUAUAUCCACCCACGGAUUAUACCUGUCAAGCUGUCUUCUACCCAGAGACCCUGAGAGAUAAAUAGAGAGAGACAGGCCAUUUAAGAAAGAACAAAAAGAGUGAGAGAGCAUUGUCAGAGGGAGAAAGAUAGACAGUGUUGAGAAUAGAGGAAGAGACACAAAGAGAGAGGGAGGCAGUGUGUGUGUGUGUGUGUGUGUGUGUGUGUGUGUGUGUGUGUGUGUGUGUGUGUGUGUGUGUGUGUGUGUGUGUGUGUGUGUGUGUGUGUGUGUGUGUGUGUGUGUGUGUGUGUGUGUGAGUGUGUGUGUGUGCAUGCGUCUGUGUGUGUGUGUUCGGUGUAUCAGAGAGCCAGGGAGAUGUGGAGAGAGAAAACAGACAGCAUUUGUAUUUGUAUUUAUAAUGGAUCCCCGUUAGCUGCUGCUCUUUCUGGGGUCCAGCAAAAUUAAGACAGUUAUAUAAAAAAAUGUAAACAUUACAAUACAUUUCACAACCGAUUUCACAACACAUUAAGUGUGUGCCCUCAGGCCACUACUCUACUACCACAUAUCUACAACACAAAAUCCAUGUGUACGUGUGUGUAUAGUGUGUAUGUUAUCAUGUGUGUGCUGUGGGAUUGAGGCAGCAUGGAGGAGGCAAGACCAACGGGUGGUGUGUGUGCCCAGGCGCUGUCAGCCAUUGUUAGGAGUGUGUGUCCAGCAAGGGGAAUUAGCAUGAUCCCAGAACUUCUGUGACACACUGCCUCUCCCAUACGCCUAUCUUGAUGCAGAUCACACACACACAUGCUCCUGACCAAUUGUGCUAUUUUGUGUGUUAUUUCUUUGUGCUGAUCUUAACUUUUUUUGUAGAUAAUGUUGUUUCCUAAGACCAAAAAGAGCUUCUGGACAUCAGAACAGCGAUCACUAUCCUCUGGAAUCUGGAAACCCACCGGGUGAAGUGGUCGGGGCUCUUCUCUCUCGCUCCCCGACCACCCCUUUAGCCCCCCCCAAAAACAUUUAUUGGGGCUGGUUCUCGGGCUUCCUCCUCGGCCGGCUUCUGUGUUGCCGUUGCUCCUCUCCUGCCUGGGCUUCCUUCUUUGCCCAGGGUCCUUUUCCCGCAAAUAUCUCCUCCUAAGACCAAAUCUUCCCCACCUGUGUCCAGGGUGUUUGCUCCUGGGCACGCUGCUUGGUCCGUGUUUGGUGGGAUCUUCUGUCACGUUCGUUUAAGGACGGGUCAGACCAAGGCGCAGCGUGAAAUGCGUACAUGUUUAUUUAACUGAUAAACACACGACAAAACAAUAAACAAACAAAACGUGAAGUCCUAAGGUUGAACACACAACAAACCUAUACACGGAACAAGAUCCCACAACUAACGAGUGCCAAUAGGCUGCCUAAGUAUGAUCCCCAAUCAGAGACAACAAGCGACAGCUGUCUCUGAUUGGGAAUCACACCCGGCCAAACAUAGACAUACAAUCCUAGAAUGACAACUUAGAAAACACAACAUAGAACACCACACCCUGACUCAACAUACCAGAGUCCCAUAAGUCAGGGCGUGACAAUAACUCUAUCCUCCUGAUUUCUGCUUACAAGCAAAAACUCAAACAGGAAGUACCAGUAUAAAAACUCAAUACGGAAGUGGUCCGAUGAAACGGAUGCUAAGCUACAGGACUGUUUGGCUAGCACAGACUGUAAUAUUUUCCGCAAUUCAUCCGAUGGAAUCCGAUGGAGUUUACCACAUUAGUCAUCGGCUUCAUUAAUAAGUGCAUCAACGUUGUCGUCCCCACAGCAACCGUAUGUACAUAUCCCAACCAGAAGCCAUGGAUUACAGACAAAUCUGCAACACUGAACCAUGCAUGAAAGCACCAGCUGUUACGGACGACUGUGUGAUCACUUUCUCCGUUGCCGAUGUGAGUAAGACCUUUAAACAGGUUAACAUUCACAAGGCUGCAGGGCCAGACGGAUUACCAGGACGCAUACUCAGAGCAUGCAUUGACCAGUUAGCAAGUGUCUUCACUGACAUUUUCAACCUCUCCUUGACCCAGUCUGUAAUACCUACAUGGUUCAAGCAGACCACCAUUGUCCCUGUGCCGAAGAACGCCAAGGUGCUCAAUGAACAGCAUGCUCAAUGAACAGCAUUCUCACGUAGGUGUUCCUUUUGUCCAGGUGGGAAAGGGCAGUGUGGAGUGCAAUAGAGAUUACGUCAUCUGUGGAGCUGUUGGAGUGGUAUGUUAAUUGGAGUGGGUCCAGGGUGUUUGGGAUGAUGGUGUUGAUGUGAGCUGUGACCAGCCUUAUAAAGCAUUUGAUGGCUACAGAUUUGAGUGCUACGGGGCGACAUGGCAACACUAAAACACUCUCUCUCUCUCUCCCUCUCUCUCUCUCUCUCUCCUGCUCUGGCUGGCCAAUGGGCCGUGCUCAAGAAGGUUAUUUACGGCUCAUACUCUUGCCAGUGAAUAUAAUUGAAAAGCUUUCAUCUGCUAGCAAAGCAAUUUCCUUAAUGCCUUUAGCACACAUGAUGGAUGUGAUGAAAGUGGUGGCAAAUGGACAGGCUGUGAGCGCAGGGCGCAGGGUAUAAAAAGACAGCCCAGCCACCCAGCAGAGGACAGGAACAGAGGGAGGAUGACGGGCGGGCGGAGAAAGGAGAAAGCAUGAGGAGAAUAAGCAUGCAGAAAUGGACAGUGUAGAAGAGAAGGGAUGAACGGAACAGGACACCAUGAUCUGGCUGGUGUAGGGUGCUAGACCAUUCAACCUGAGGAGUUGUACAGAGAUAAUAGGCCAUCUGGCAUUGCUAUAGCUUCCUCUUGACACAAUGUACACAACCUUAGACAUCUGCUAAAUGUUUGCUAGUAUGACCUCCUCCCUUCCUCGCUACACCCCUCUACACCCAACAGUAUUCAUCUUUACAGUGACACCCUGUGGUCAUAACAUACUGCAGUACCUGUACAUUCCAAAAGACCCCAGGACUCCAUAGGGACCUGUGCUUUGUUGAUCUGAGAGGUGCCCUGAUUGAAGAUCUGAUCCUUUCUUAUCAACAUACAUUUGUAUUUGUAUUUCUUUGGGUUGAUUUCAAAUGUAUUUAGUCAGGGAAGUCAAAUUAAAACCCUUUUAUUUUUAUUUUUUUAUGACUCCUGCACAACAUACAAAAUAAAAAAACACUUACAUCAAUACAAAAUAAAUACACUCUUGAAGUAAAUACUAACCUUUGCUUAGACAGGGAAGUCAUAUUGAGAGACCCAGGACUAUUUUUCAAAUGACCCAUGCACAACAUAUAAAAUACAAAACACACACAUCAAAUACAAUGUAUACACUAGGGAAGUAAAUACAACAUACAAAAUACACAGAAUCAAUCAAACAAUCAUGGCAUGUGCAGUCCUCUAUGAGCAGGUCUCCAACCAAAGUCUUAAAACAACCAUAGGGGAAUAGGUUUUCAAUUUACCCAGGAGUUCAUUCCAUGUCUGAGGGGCAUAUAAUCCAAAUGCAGUUUUCCCUAUUUCUGAUGAGGUAUGGAGGACAUCAAGAACAAGCCAGUUCUGUGAGCAUGUCUAUGGCUGUGUUUACACAGGAAGCCCAAUUCAGAUGUUAUGCUAAUUAUUUCCAUAUCUGACACCUAUCUGAUCUUUUCACUAAUGGGUAAACAGAAGAGAAAAAAACAUAUGGAAUCUAAUCUUUUGACUUCAAAAGUAUACCACAUCCAUAUAUGGAUCUCAAUCCUGAUACAAUUCUGAUGUUCCAUAUGUGACCUCAGUCUGGAUCAGAUGUUUUUGCUGUGAAGUGGCUUUUUUGCAAAUGAUCUGCCACUACUACAGCAAGCACCCAAGAUUUAAAGGAACAGUGACAGGAAAUGAGCAUUCCAUCUGUAUGCUACUUCAGAGGCUACAUCAGUGUGAAUGCGCAAAUCUGAUAUGGGUCACAUGUAAAACUGAGUGUGGACAGUCAUAAAUAAAGAUUGGAUAUGAAACAAAAAUCUGAAUUAGGUUCUUAGUGUGGCUGUAUAAACACAGGUGGUAUGUCUCCAAUUAAGAAGGGAUGUGAGAUAGGUAGCCCAAUUCUGAUCUUUUCCCAGUUAUUGGUCUUUUGACAGCUCUUUCUACAAUAAUUGGGGAAAAGAUCAGAAUUGGGCUGCCUGUGUAAACGCAGCCACAGGGAGUUUCUGUAAAACUGCCUUAUACAGAAAUGGAAACCAGGCGAGCCUAGAUUUUUAUAUAAAAUACAAUAGUGGGUGCGAAACCAGUAAUAACAGGAAGGGCACUAUGGUACACUGAGUCCAGAGGUUUUAGUGUAGUGGUGGCAACAUGCAUGUAUAUUGCCUUUUCAAAACAACCCUCUCCCUCCCAGGUGAGGCCAAGACCAGGAGCCACAGUACAGAACCUCUGUCCAGGCACGAGAGCAAAGCUCACCACGGAGGCAGCCAGGAGUCUCCCAAAUCCCAGGAGUGGGAUGGGCCCUCCGGACAUUCAUCCACCCCCACUGCCACGCCCAGCCGCCUGGGACGCUCUUCUGUCAGCCCCACCAUGAUGCUGGGGAGUGGGGGCACAGGUGAGGUCCUCUGCCUGGAGUUACACACAAUUUGUUUUUAAUGACAGAAAUGAAAUGUUUCGAUAUUGAUUGGUUUUGAAUGAAGUGGAAAUAGUGAAAUAUUAUUUGUCUUCCAAUGUUGGAGCCUAUAGUGUUCGAUUGGUAAGCGCUAAUAGUUUAGAAGACACAUGUCUACAAAAUGUAUUGGUAUGACAUCCAAGAAUUAUAAGUGGGCUAUAUGGGUGCACGUCUUUUUAAACAGAAAAAAAUGCAUAAUGUCAAGGUAGGAUAAAUUAUUCAGAUAUGAUGAAAGAAAUUAAUGUUACAUCAUAAAAUUAUAAUGUGUACAGAAUGUGGCUCAUAUUCCUUGAUACAGUGGAUUCAGAAAGCAUUCAGACCCGUUGACUUUUUCCAUAUUUUGUUACGUUACAGCCUUAUUCUAAAAUUGAUUAAAUUGUUUAAUGACAAAUAAUGACAAAGCAAAAAUACAUUUUUGCUAAUUAAAAAUGAAUAAAAAACAAAAAUUGACAUAAGUACUUAGACCCUCUACUCAGUAUUUUUUGAAGAACCUUUGGCAGCGAUUACAGCCUUGAGUCUUCUUGGGUAUGACGCUACAAGCAUGGUACACCUGUAUUUGGGGAGUUUCUCCAAUUCUUCUCUGUAGAUCCUCUCAAGCUCUGUCAGGUUGGAUGGGGAGUGUCACUGCACAGCAAUUUUCAGGUCUCUCCAGAGAUGUUUGAUCGGGUUCAAGUCCAGGCUCUGGCUGGGCCACUCAAGGACAUUCAGAGACUUGUCCCGAAGCCACUCAUGCGUUGUCUUGGCUGUGUGCUUAGGGUCGUUGUCCUGUCGGAAGGUGAACCUUCACCCCAGUCUGAGGUCCUGAGCGCUCUGGAGCAGGUUUUCAUCAAGGAUCUCUCUGUGCUUUGCUCCCUCCCAGUCCCUGCCACUGAAAAACAUCCCCACAGCAUGAUGCUGCCACCACCAUGCUUCACUGUAGGGUUGGUGCCAGGUUUCUUCCAGACAUGACGCUUGGCAUUCAGGCCAAAUAUUUCAAUCUUGGUUUCAUCAGACCAGAAAAUCUUGUUUCUCAUGGUCUGAGAGUCUUUAGGUGCCUUUUGGCAAACUCCAAGCGGGCCGUCAUAUGCCUUUUACUGAGGAGUGGCUUCCAUCUGGCCACUCUACCAUAAAGGCCUGAUUGGUGGAGUGCUGCCAAGAUGGUUGUCCUUCUGGAAGGUUCUCCCGGUUCAUAGUCACCUCCGUGGCCAAGGCCCUUCUCCCCCGAUUGCUCAGUUGGGCCGGGCGGCCAGCUCUAGGAAGAUUCUUGGUGGUUCCAAAAUUCUUCGAUUGAAGAAUGAUGGAGGCCACUGAGUUCUUGGGGACCUUCAAUGCUGCAGAAAUGUUAUGGUACCUUUCCCCAGAUCUGUUCCUCGACACAAUCCUGUCUCGGAGCUCUACCGACAAUUCCUUCGACCUCAUGGCUUGGUUUUUGCUCUGACAUGCAUUGUCAACUGUGGGACCUUAUAUAGACAGGUGUGUCAAUCAAUUGAAUUUACCACAGGUGGAACAUUUCUAAAAACCUGUUUUCGCUUUGUUAUUAUGGGGUAUUGUGUGUAGAUUGAUGAGGAUAUAUUUUUUUUUAAUCCAUUUUAGAAUAAGGCUGUAACGUAACAAAAUGUGGAAAAAGUCAAAGUGUCUGAAUACUUUCCGAAUGCACUGUAAAUUAAGAUUGAUCUCUUCUUGAAUUAACUCCUGAGUUGGUUCAAGUCAAAUGCAACUGAAAUGUAACUUCUGUGACCACUAUGCAAUUCUGACAUUCAGUGCAACUGAGAUUAAGUUAAUAAACGCAGGUACUGAGGACAGAGCAGUCAAGGUUAGCUAACCGAUAGAAUUGGGUUUAAGUAUUUGGGUUUUAACUCCUAUUGAAGGCUAAAGCACAGCUAACGAAGCACAGGGCAAAUGUGCCUAUAUGUCCUGACAACAAUAUAGGUCCUUACAACACUUAGGUCCUCACAACAUCCCUCGCAACAACGUACUGUACAUCCUAACUGACUGAGCAUGUCUCCCUACAGAAUCUAAAGCGGUGUGUAAGCUGGGCCGGUCAGCCUCUACAUCGGGGGUUCCUUCCCCGUGCGGGACGCCCCAGCACCAGCCCUCCGAGCCUCAGCCAGGCUAUAGUCAGGUACCGCCGCAUACCACCACAGAAUAAGAGAGCGAGCUAGAAAGAAAGUGUGUGUGAGCCCGUGUGGGGCCUUUGUCUCCGCCUCUCUGUGUUCACCUGUGUGUCGGCUGUCUGACCCCAUCCCCAAAUCGUCUGUUCCUCAACGCGUCCCCCGUCCCCCCGUCACCUGUCCCCCCACUCUGUAGCUAGACCCUUGUUUUGUCUCGUUCUGUAUUGCAUUUAUCCAGGGGCACUCUGCUCAUUUGUGUUUUGUGUUUGUGGAGACAUCUUUCUUCAUCCUGUGGUAUUUCAAGUUGAUGGGUAUACUCAUAUAUACAGACAUUUAACCUCAGUGAUAUAAUCAUCUGUUUCCAUCUCAGGACGAGGAGCCAGGGGAAGCUUUCUCCCUCCCUCCUCCUUUUACUUUUACCACUAUACCUACCUGACCCUACUUCAUUUAGCUGGCCCUUACAUUUAGCUGGCACUUCCCUUUGUACGCUAAAUAAAACUUCCAAUUUACUGGAACCGUACCACUGUACUUUGACCUUACCUCCACCUGUGCCUUUAGCUGGCCCGUAACCUGGACUUGAUCUGGUCGAUAACUGGCACCUUCAAUUGCCCCUUUUCUUUUACCUCUAUGACCAUCCAUGCGAUAACCUGACCCUUUGAUCUAUACAUUGACCAGCACUUUGACCUAUACCUUGCAUUUUAACUGUUCUAACUGUCUUUUCCCGUGCUUUUAACUGCUUUUCUCCCUAGCAGCACUGUCAGUUCCCAAGAUAUGCAGUUUCUCCUCUUCCCUUCUAAAAAUGACCAAACGUGACUAAUUUCAUGUUUGAUGUAUGUAUAUACAGUGCUGUGAAAAAUGAUUUGCCCCCUUUAUGAUUUUCUCUAUUUUUGAUACUGAAUGCUAUCAGUUCUUCAACCUAAACCUAAUAUUAGAUUAACAUUUUAGUCAUUUAGCAGACGCUCUUAUCCAGAGCGACUUACAGUUAGUGAGUGCGUACAUUUUUCAUACUGGCCCCCCAUGGGAAUCAAACCCACAACCCUGGCGUUGCAAGCGCCAUGCUCUACCAACUGAGCUACAGGAGGCCUUAGAUAAAGGGAACCUGAGUUUACAAAUAACAAAAAAACAAUAUAUUAAUUUUCUUUCUUUAAUUAACAAACACCCAAUUCCCAUGUGUGAAAAAGUAAUUGCCCCCUUACACUCAAUAACUGGUUGUGCCACCUUUUGGUGCAAUGACUGUAAUCAAAAUCAAAACCUUCCUGUAAUUGUUGAUUGUUGAUCAGUCUCUCACAUCACUGUGGAGGAAUGCAGUGUUUGGUUUUCGCCAGACAUAAUGGGACCCAUCUCGUCCAAAAAGUUGACAAAAGUUUGCCAAGCACCUGGAUGAUCAAGACUCUUGGAAGAAUGUUCCAUGGACAGAUGAGUCAAAAGUAUAACUUUUUGGACGACAUGGGUCCCAUUAUGCCUGGCGAAAACCAAACACUCCACAGUAAGAACCUUAUACCAACGUUCCAGCACGGUGGUGGUGGUGUGAUGGUUUGGGGAUGCUUUGCUGCCUCAGGACCUGUACGACUUGCCUUAAUAGAAGAAACCAUUAAUUCUGCUCUGUAUCAGAGAAUUCUACAGGAGAAUGUCAGGCCAUACGUAUGUGAGCUGAAGCUGAAGCGCAGCUGACCAUGAUCCAAAACACACAAUCAAGUCUACAUGAAAAUGGUUAAAAAGCAACACAUUUGAAGUUUUGGAAUGGCCUAGUUAAAGUCCAGACCUAAUCCCAAUUGAGAUGUUGUGGCAGGACUUGAAACGAGCAGUUCAUGCUUGGAAACCCACAAAUGUAGCUGAGUUAAAGCAGUUCUGCAUGCAAGAGUGGGCCAAAAUUCCUCCACAGCGAUGUGAGAGACUGAUCAACAACUACAGGAAGCAUUUGGUUGCAGUCAUUGCAGCUAAAGGUGGCACAACCAGUUAUUGAGUGUAAGGGGGCAAUAACUUUUUCACACAGGGGAAUUGGGUGUUGCAUAACUUUGUUUAUCAAAUAAAUGAAAUAAUUAUGUAAUUGUUGUGUUAUUUGUUCACUCAGGUUCACUUUAUCUGAUAUUAGGUUUGGGUUGAAGAUCUGAUAACAAAAUAUAAUAACAAAUAUGCCAAAAUUGAGAAAAUCAGAAAGGGGGCAAAUACUUUCUCACGGCACACAACAUAUGUGGAAUUUUUAUUGAGAGCACUUUGUGUUUGUGUAUGCUGUUGUUUAUGGAACAAGUUUUUUUUUUCUUCUUAUAUCUCUUCAUGAGUGAUCAACCAUGCUUGAACAUGUCACAUUGAUGUAUACAUACGUAUCUCUCUACACACAACACACACACAACAAGCACGCACGCACGCACGCACGCACGCACGCACGCACGCACGCACGCACGCACACACACACACACACACACACACACACACACACACACACACACACACACACACACACACACACACACACACACACACACACACUAUGACAGGUCACCCAACCAUUUGCACGACUCAGAACUAAGCUACCCAGCCUUCUUCAUUGUCACUCCGCAGUUCUUAGAAAAAGUAGUCUAACUAAAAACAGAAGGCCUAUCCUACUGAAAGUAAUCCAAUCAAAACAGAAGCCAAGAAAAUAAAACCUUGUAAAAUCCUUCUGUCAUUCCUCCAUUUCCGUGUCAUUUUUGUGUCUGUGUCCUUGUCUAUCUAUUCUGAGAAAAAGCAUUUGUUGUUAUGUGUGUUUUCAAAUGAAUGUCUCUCUGUGUGAAUGUUUGUGUAUUUGUGUGUAUGCACAUGCAGUGGGCCAUGCUUCACAAUUAGAUAAGUCUGCUUAAACUUGCUAUCUGAAUAAUUGAAUAUUUGAUUACCGUAAUGUCUACACUUGAAUUUAGUGUUAUAUAAAGCCUUGGUCAAUGAUGACACUGGGUUUUACUGUUAAUGGAAAGCAGGACAGUCUUAUACACAUCAAUACGUCAUAUAGUGUUAUACACACCUAGACUACGUAGGCUACCCACAAUAUAGACCUGCCGUUUUCAGACAAAAUCAACACACACUUCACAACCAACACAUUAUUUACAUUUUAGUCAUUUAGCAGACGCUCUUAUCCAGUGCAUACAUUUUUCAUACUGGUCCCCCGUGGGAAUCGAACCCACAACCCUGGCGUUGCAAGCGCCAUGCUCUACCAAUUGAGCUACACAGGACUGAGUAGCACUCACUACCAACUAUUUUCUACUUCUGUCUAUAACAUACACCUAGACCAUUGGUUCCCAAACUUUUUUUAACCGUGGCACACCUUGACGGGAGAAAAAGUUCUGUGGCACACCUAAACUUUUCCUAAUAAUUUAUUUAGUGGCAAUGACGUCCAUCUCAUCUGAUUCAUGCUGCAAAUAAUCCAUUUUCUGUGACAUUUGUUUUUCUUCAUAGUUUAAAUAGGGUUUAUUUUAACUAUUUUCAUAGUUCCGUACUCAUGUUUAAUUUAUGUGUACCCAUUUAAAAGCGUCCUGCAAAUCUCCUAUAGAAAGAAAAACUGGUAGCUCCGGUGAAAUAGGUCUUACUUUUGAACGGAAAGGUCUAGAGAUGAGAGGUUUUUGGCAUUGUAAAGGUGCAACCACAGACCCAAAGCCAUGCUCCAUUUGUUUCUUUGGCAGAGGCUGUGGUACUGCUAAGCAUUGUCAGACUUGCCUGUGCUAAUGGUUCUCACAGGAGAAGUAAAAUGAUACAAAUGACUAUGCUCGUUGUGCGCCCCUCAAAUUAUACAAAUGUAACAACAGCUCCAGCGCACUGGACUUGAAACAACGAUACAGAUGUAACCAUGUGUGUCAUUCAAUGUAUUAUCUGAGUGGCACUGGUGCUCCCAAGUCAAAAUCCCAUGUUCAUUCCACAGGUCACGUUUAGAGCGUUCCAAAAAAUUAUCAAAAUUAGGAAAAGUUUCACGGCACACCUGAGAGUUCCUCAAGGCACACCAGUGUGCCGCGGUACACCGGUUAAAAACCACUGACCUAGACUACUCACAAUUUGUACUCUUUCCAGACACCAACAACACACACUUCACAACACAUACAUCUAUCAUACAAAUACAGUGCCUAGUGAAAGUCUGCUCACCCCUUCCACUGUUGUCACAUUUUGCUGCCUUAAAAUUAAAUCUAAAAAGGGAUUCAAUUACAUUUUUCCCACUACAAAUCUACACAACCUGCUUCACAUUUUAAAAGUAAAAUAACAUGUAUAGAGCAUUUUGUAAAUGAAUAAAAUAGAAAAACUAAGAUGUCUUGAUUGCGUAUGUCUUCACACCCCAGAGUUAAUACUUGGUCUAAGGACCUUUGGCAACAAUUACACCUGUAACUAAUGUUGAAUAAGAUUUCACCAACUCUUAGUAUACAAAACAUUAGGAACACCUGCUCUUUCCAUGACAUAGACUGACCAGGUGAAUCCAGGUGAAAGCUAUGAUCCCUUAUUGAUGUCACUUGUUAAAUCUACUUCAGUGUAGAUUAAUGGGUAUGUGUGCCUUGAGACAACUGAGACAUGGAUUGGGUUUGUGUGCCAUUCAGCGGGUGAAUGGGCAAGACAAAAUAUUUAAGUGCCUUUGAACGGGGUAUGGUAGAAGGUGCCAGGUGCACCAGUUUGAGUGUGUCAAGAACUGUAACGCUGAUGGGUUUUUCAUGCUCAACAGUUUGCCUUGUGCAUCAAGAAUGGUCCACCACCCAAAGGACAUCCAGCCAACUUGACACAACUGUGGGAAGCAUUGGAGUCGACAUGGGCCAGAAUCCCUGUGGAACGCUUUCGACACCUUGUAGAGUCAGGCCCCAACGAAUUUAGGCUGUUCUGGGGGCAAAAAGGGGUGCAACUCAAUAUUAGGAAGGUGUUCCUAAUGUUUUGUAGACUCAUCCAUUGUUUGUUGUCAAAAUUGUUGAAGCUCAGUAAAUAUGUUUGGGAAUCAUUAUUGGACAGCAAUAUUCAAACCUUUUUAAGCAGUUUUAAUGUCAGGACUGAGAAUGGACCCUUCAAGAACACUCAACAACUCUUGGAAAGCCAUUCCGGUAUCUUUGGCAUAAACAUUUGUGUAAUUGUCCCACUGAAAAAAUACAACUCUAUUCCAGAGUUCAGAACAUCUAUUUAGAAGACUGAGGCAGGUUUUCCUCUAGCUUUUUACCUGGGCUUUGCUCCUUUCAUAUUCUUUUGAUCCUUACAAACUCCACAGCCCCUGCCGGUGACAAGCAUACCCAUAACAUAAUGCUGCCACCACAAUACUUGAAAAUACAAAGGGAUCAACAAUAUUACAUUCCCUCCACAUUACUGACCUGUAUGACAACGUGAAAAGAAGGAAGCCUGUAUUUAAAAAAUAUAUAUUUCAUCCAUUAUGUUUGCUAAAAGGCCCUUAGGUAAUACUGCAAGACAACAUGGCAAAUAAAUACACUUUUUGGCUUAAAAUAAACACUUGGGACAUAUCCAAUUAAACACAUCACAGAGUGAAACCCUCUGUAUUUUGAAGUAAUGUGGUGGCAGCAUUAUCUUAUGUGUAUGCUUGUCACCAGCAUAGACUGAUGAGUUUGUCAGGAUCAAAAUAAAUAUAUACACUACCGUUCAAAAGUUUGGGGUCACGUAGAAAUGUCCUUUCUUUCGAAAAGCAAUUUUUUUGUCCAUUACAAUAACAUCAAAUUGAUCAGAAAUACAGUGUAGACAUUGUUAAUGUUGUAAAUGGCUAUUGUAGCUGGAAACGGCAGAUUUGUAAUGGAAUAUCUACAUAGGCGUACAGAGGCCCAUUAUCAGCAACAAUCAGUCCUGUGUUCCAAUGGCACUUUGUGUUUGCUAAUCUAAGUUUAUUAUUUUAAAAGACUAAUUUAUCAUUAGAAAACCCUUUUGCAAUUAUGUUAGCACAGCUGAAAACUGUUGUGCUGAUUAAAGAAGCAAUAAAACUGACCUUCUUGAGACUAGUUGAGUAUCUGGAGCAUCAGCAAUUGUGGGUUCAAUUACAAGAUCAAAAUGGCCAGAAACAAAUAACUUUCUUCUGAAACUCGUCAGUCUAUUCUUGUUCUGAGAAAUGAAGGCUAUGCCAUGCGAGAAAUUGCCAAGAAACUGAAGAUCUCAUGCAACGCUGUGUACUACUCCCUUGUAUGUAUUUUUGCUAAUUUAUUGAAAAUGAAAUACAGAAAUAUCUCAAUUACAUAAGUAUUCACACCCCUGAGUCAAUACUUUGUAGAAGCUCCUUUGGCAGCGAUUAAAGCUGUGAGUUUUUCUGGGUAAGUUGCUAGAGCUUUCCACACCUGGAUUGAGCAACAUUUGCCUAUUAACUUUUCAAAAUUCUGUUAAAAUGGAUGUUAGUCAUUGCUAGACAACCAUUUUCAUGUCUUGCCAUACAUUUUCAAGUAGAUGCAAGUCAAAACUGUAAAUCAGCCACUCAGGAACAUUCACUGUCUUCUUGGCAAGCAACUUCAGUGUAGAUUUGGCCUUGUGUUUUAGGUUAUUGUCCUGCUGAAAGGUGAAUUCCUGAACCAGGUUUUCCUCUAGGAUUUUGCCUGUGUUUAGCUCCAUUCCAUUUCUUUUUUAUCCUGAAAAACAAUUCAUUAACAAUUACAAGCAUACCCAUAACAUGACGCAGCCACCACUAUGCUUGAAAAUAUGGAGAGUGGUACUCAGUAAUGUGUUGUUAUGCAUUUAUAUUCAGGACAAAAGGUUAAUCGCUUUGCCACAUUUCUUUGCAGAAUUACUUUAGUGCAUUGUUGCAAACAUGAUGCAUGUUUUGGAAUAUUUUUUUAUGUACAGGUUUCCUUCUUUUCACUCUAUCAAUUAGGUUAGUAUUGUGGAGUAACUACAAUGUUGAUGAUCCAUCCUCAGUUUUCUCCUAUCACAUCCAUUAAACUCUGUAACUGUUUUAAAGUCACCAUUGGCCUCAUGGUGAAAUCUCUGAGUGAAAUUCACUGCUCGACUGAGGGACCUUAAAGAUAAUUGUAUGUGUGGGGUACAGAGAUGAAGUAGUCAUUAAAAAAAUAUUGUUAAACACUAUUAUUGCACACAGGCUGAGUCCAUGCAACUUAUUAUGCGACUUGUUAAGUACAUUUAUAUUCCUGUGUGGCUCAGUUGGUAGAGUAUGAAGCUUGCAACGCGAAGGUUGUGGGUUCAAUUCCCAUGGGGGACCAGUAAGAGAACAUGUAUGAACUCACUACUGUAUGUCGCUCUGGAUAAGAGAAUCUGCUAAAUUAUGUAAAAUUGUCAAGGUGUCAGUGUAAUGCGGUAGGACGAAGUCAUUCGCAGGACACAGAGCUACUCGAAAAACGUACUUUACUCGUAGGUAUCUUAAUGAACAUACCUCCACGCAGGGAGGAACAAACCCGCUCACAUACGACAAACCAAAACAUGGACAAACACGCACAACACACAGUGUGAGCCAGAGGGUUAAAUAGGGAAGACAUAAUUACAAGAUGGGAAACAGGUGAGACCAUUACAGACAAAACAAGUAGAACAUAGAAACAUGGAUCGGUAGCAGCUAGUACUCCGGUGACGACGAACGCCGAAGCCUGCCCAAGCAAGGAGGAGGGGCAGCCUCGGCUGAAUUCGUGACAAAAAUGAACGUAACUUAUUUAGGUUUGCCAUAACAAAGGGGUUGAAUACUUAUUGACUCAAGACAUUUCAGCUUUUCAUUUUAAAAUGUUUUGAUAAACAUCAUUUCACUUUGACAUUAUGGGGUAUUGUGUUUAGGCCAGUGACAAAAAAAAUCUACGUUUAAUCAAUUUUAAAUUAAGGCUGUAACACAAAAAAAUGUGGGAAGAAGUCAAGGGGUGUGAGUACUUUCUGAAGGCACUGUAUGCAAUCAGUACAUCUAUGUUUUUGCAUUUGUUAUUAAUCUAGACAUUUUUUUCUAUACUUUUUCUUCACUUUGAACAUGUGGAUCAGGUUAAUUUAAAUCCCUUUUUAAAAUGUGAUAGCUGUGCAAGGGGUGUGCAGACUUUCACUAGGCACUGCACAUAUUAUUCACUGAGUUUAUUACACUCAACUUACUUUGCCAGUAAGAUUGCACAUGUCUGUUGAUAGAGACGAAUUACACUCAUAGUCUCUCUCUUCGAAUGCUACUGUCUGUCUAUGGCAACACCAACAUUCUGGGCAACCCCCCCUCAUACCCUCUGUCCCCCACCCCUCCUCACCCCAGAUGAUCCCUCCCAUGCCGUGGGCUUGCGGAGACAACACCAUGAUGGAGAUGAUUGAGAAGAAGCGCAGCCUGUGUCGGGAGAUCAAGGCCCGCCGGGGGCCAGCAGACAACAACCUGUGUAAGCAGGACAGCAUGCCCAUCUUGCCCAGCUGGAGGAAGAGCAGCAAUGGGACCAAGAAGUAUGGCGGCCCUCCCCCUUACUCCACACAGACCACUGUCUUCUGGGACACAGCUAUCUGA
Messenger RNA from Coregonus sp. 'balchen', 18899 nucleotides. Lineage: Eukaryota; Metazoa; Chordata; Actinopteri; Salmoniformes; Salmonidae. The record is from the annotation of a GenBank genome assembly.